Messenger RNA from Phodopus roborovskii (desert hamster), 2124 nucleotides. It is a transcript of the gene Scamp4, whose product is annotated as secretory carrier membrane protein 4. The record is from RefSeq and is a predicted model, not a curated record. Gene Ontology annotation, cellular component: trans-Golgi network membrane; recycling endosome membrane. The coding region runs from base 149 to 838 and encodes 229 amino acids. The transcript has 7 exons. Gene Ontology annotation, biological process: protein transport. Lineage: Eukaryota; Metazoa; Chordata; Mammalia; Rodentia; Cricetidae.
GACUUUGGUCAUGCUAGACGAGCACUGUGCUGCUGAUCCACGUCUUCUCCCUUCAGUACCGGAUUCCAGGAAGGGACUCUACCCCUGAGCCCCUCACUGUAGAAUAGGUGGCCCCUUCUGCUUGGGUGCCAGGUCAGCUGGUACAGAAAUGGCAGGAAAGGAGAACAACUUUCCGCCCCUGCCACGCUUCGUGCCGCUGAAGCCCUGCUUCUACCAGGACUUCUCCGAUGAGAUCCCUGUGGAGCACCAGGUGCUGGUGAAGAGGAUCUACCGGCUGUGGAUGUUUUACUGUGCCACUCUGGGUGUGAACCUGGUGGCCUGCCUGGCCUGGUGGAUUGCGGGUGGAGCGGGGGCCAACUUCGGCCUGGCCAUGCUCUGGCUGCUUCUCUUCACUCCCUGCAGUUAUGUGUGCUGGUUCCGGCCUGCGUAUAAGGCCUUCCGGGCUGACAGCUCCUUUAACUUCAUGGCAUUCUUCUUCAUCUUUGGGGCACAGUUCGUCCUGACAGUCAUCCAAGCCAUUGGCUUCUCCGGCUGGGGAGCAUGUGGCUGGCUGGCAGCUGUUAGAUUCUUUGGGGUCAGUGUUGGGGCCGCCGUGGUCAUGCUGAUCCCAGCCAUCUUGUUUUCCUUGUCUGCUGUCAUGAUGGCCAUCACACUUGUGAAGGUGCAUAGGAUCUACCGUGGGGCUGGUGGAAGCUUCCAGAAGGCACAGACAGAAUGGAACACUGGUACCUGGAAGAAUCCCCCAUCGAGGGAGGCCCAGUUUAAUAGUUUCUCUGGGAAUAGCCUACCUGAGUACCCCACUGUUCCCAGCUAUCCCAGUGGAGGCCAGUGGCCUUAGGUAUCUGGCUGGCCUCAAUACUGUGGCUCUGACUCCUGCCCACCACCCUUGGUCCUGAAGCCUGUGCAUCUCCCUGGGGUCCUAGGAAGUCCUUGGCCUGUUCAUCUCUUGCUAGAGCCCUCAGCAAGCACUGCCCAGUGGGUGAAGUAAGGAAGCUGACAAACACCUAGAUAAAAAAGAGUAUCAUAUUUAUUUUGGGAACACACACAAUGAGGGUAAAGAGCCACUGCAGUUUUCUGCCCUGGAGGCCCAGGAUGCUGCUCUCAGGUCCCUGACAACCACCGAAGAGAGCCAGAGAAACCCCUCCUCUUUCUUAUAAGGGAUCACAUCACCAAAGCCACUCCCUAAGGCCAGCACUUCAAAACUAUUGGCGGAAUAAAUUACCACUACACUGCCCAAUAGCCAUCGCUCACUGCCAUCCUAUCAGAGCCAGGCUGUGUGGCUGUCCUGCUCCCACCUGUUUGCACAGGUAGGGAGCCCAGCCUGUCCAGGGAGUGGCCUUAAGCACCAGGCUCCUGUCUUUUGUGUUGCUGAGACACAGCUGGACCCCAAAGGAAUUGUGGACGGAGAUAGAAGCAUGAAUGUUGUGACUGCCUCCUUAGCUCUACUAUCCAGUCCACCCUGUGCUCCUGUGGUGACAGGAUCCUGCAGCUUCCUUGUCCCGUCCCUAGUGGCAGUGGCAGUCUGCUGUCCCCACCUCCAUCCAGACCUCUGGCUCCAAGAGGCCCCCCACUCCUGUGGGAGGAGAGAGAGACAGGCUCAGCUGCAUGGCAGACCAUACCCCACCACAGAGGCUAGCCAGCACUGGAGGUCCCUGGUAUUCUGGGAGCAGAACCAGGAACAGAUCUAUGCCUUAGAAAGAACCCUGCUUCCCCUUACCCUUAUGCCUUCUUGGGACAGCUAUGUCCUCACCAGGACCCCCUAGCACCCCUGAUGACAUUGGACUCAACAUUAUUCCUGUUAUCCACUGCUGCCAAGUCACUGCAGUCUCCAGGCCUCUCCACAAGGCAUACCCAUCCUAUGCUGGUGUCCCACCAAACUGCUUGGGCACCUGACCUCUGUUCUGUGCCCCAGAAUGCCCAAAGGGUCCAGGAUAGAGAGUUGCAGGCAGGCAUCUGGAGGCCCCAUCUCAGAUGUGCACAGGGAUAGGACCCAGUGCCCACCACAGGGGAUAGGCCCUCAAAACACCUGCAGCUCUGCCCUGCCCACCCCUGGGUAUGUGCACCCACAUGUCAUAGUUGGUUUUAUAAUAUGAAAAUAUUCUGGAAAUAAAUUCUCUUUCUGCA